This is a messenger RNA of Hippocampus comes (tiger tail seahorse), 458 nucleotides long. RefSeq names its product inhibitor of nuclear factor kappa-B kinase subunit beta-like. NCBI's taxonomy places the organism in Eukaryota, Metazoa, Chordata, Actinopteri, Syngnathiformes, Syngnathidae. The annotation marks the transcript as partial. Gene Ontology annotation, cellular component: IkappaB kinase complex; cytoplasm. Gene Ontology annotation, biological process: tumor necrosis factor-mediated signaling pathway; peptidyl-serine phosphorylation; positive regulation of transcription by RNA polymerase II. The transcript is spliced from 3 exons. Gene Ontology annotation, molecular function: IkappaB kinase activity; ATP binding. The record is from RefSeq and is a predicted model, not a curated record.
CAUGUAAGGCAACCAAACCCACACAGUAUUCUCAUACACGUGGUUGUAAUUAUUGAUAUUAGUUUAAAACUGAAACCAUUGUUUUAUUCUUCUCUGUUUAAGUUGAUCCACAAGAUCAUUGACCUCGGCUAUGCGAAGGAGUUGGACCAGAGCAGCCUUUGCACCUCCUUUGUGGGAACGCUGCAGUACUUGGCUCCCGAGCUGAUUGAGAGGAAGAAGUACACGGUUGCGGUGGACUACUGGAGCUUUGGGACGUUGGUGUUCGAGUGCAUCACAGGAUUUCGGCCAUUUUUGCCAACCUGGCAACCUGUUCUCUGGCACAAUAAACUGCGACUGAAACAAGACAGUGACAUUGUCGUUUACGAGGACCUUUCCGGGGUAGUCCGCUUCUCCAAACAGCUUCCUCAACCCAACAACCUUAACUGGUGAGCUACGUCACUGUACAAAUGCCACUCGGA